UUGCGUGAUGAUGAUGAUUUUGGUGGGUGCCAUGGCGGAAGAUCUAUUCGAAGAAAAGGUUUACAAAGAUGCGGUAUGGUUCGUUAAGGAGUGCGGAGCCAAGAGUUUGACAUUGUGCCUGAAGGAAAAAGCUCUAAAAUUCAUAGAGCGACUUCCGAACAAUAUCGACAUAGGAAAUGGAAUACGAAUCAAACAAAGUGAUUCGGACAGAGUUUCAAGAGAAUACAGUUCAGUAAGGCUUCCAGAUGAGACAAAAGAACGCGAAGCGGUAAUCGACAGGGUGUUAGUGGAACGGAUUUUUGAUUAUUUAAGAUCGCACACUCUGGAGUUGAAAAUACCGAUGAUUAUACAAGCCGUGAACGAGGAGUCCGAGAAUUCACUAGUAGAAGCGGCUCGUAAGGAGGGCGGAGGCGGCCUCGGAGGCUACGGCGGCGGAGGCGGCAAGAAGGGCAAAGGCGGCAAAAAAGGCGGCAUGGGUGCCAUGAUGAUGAUGUUCUACAUGAAAUCUGCCAUGAUGUAUGCCAUAGGUCUCAAAGCUAUCGGUGCUAUAGCUUUUAAAGCACUGAUUGUAGCUAAAGUAGCGCUCACGAUUGCUACGAUUGUUGCUCUCAAAAAGAUCGUCGAUUCGAAGGGUUCCACGUCGACGUACGAAGUCAUAGCCCACUCUGCCCAUGAUCAUGACCACGGCCACGACAGGGUGUACACUCCGGCAGAUUUAGUUUAUAGAGGUUACAGAAACGGUGUUUAAAGGUUACGACCUUGACGAAUUGUCAAAACAUGUGUAACGGUGCUUAGUGAAGUAGUUGUCCGCGUUUAUGUAGUUUUUAGAUCACCUCGACUAGUACCUGGAUUGUUAGUGAGUUUGUUACAGUUUUAUAUUUUUAUAAUUGGUUAUUUAUUUGU
Zophobas morio is the source of this 903-nucleotide messenger RNA. RefSeq lists its product as uncharacterized. NCBI's taxonomy places the organism in Eukaryota, Metazoa, Arthropoda, Insecta, Coleoptera, Tenebrionidae. Gene Ontology annotation, cellular component: membrane. The transcript is spliced from 3 exons. The record is from RefSeq and is a predicted model, not a curated record. The coding region runs from base 8 to 748 and encodes 246 amino acids.